Lottia gigantea (owl limpet) is the source of this 3348-nucleotide messenger RNA. RefSeq lists its product as hypothetical. Lineage: Eukaryota; Metazoa; Mollusca; Gastropoda; Lottiidae. The record is from RefSeq and is a predicted model, not a curated record. The transcript has 2 exons. Bases 1 to 3348 code for a protein of 1115 amino acids.
AUGGAUCUCAACCAACAAGAGUUGGAAUUAAACCAACCAGUUCAGACCAGAGACCGAUCUAGUAGAUGUCACUCUAGAUUAGCUGACGCUUUAGUAUUUGCCGCAUAUAACCCUGAACGACCUGAAUCGUCACCUGAGCGACUGACAGAGUCGUCAUAUGAAGCAGGGGUCUCUUCAGAGCAACCACCACUGAGAGCAGCAUCAGUUAAUAUGUCAUCAAGAAGUGAUACUGAACAAGCAGCUUCUGCCGAAUCAUUAACUGAAAUAGCGGAUUCAGAUCAUCCACCCAGAAGAACGGCGUCUGAUAUUGAAACUGUGGCUAUGCCUGAUUAUAAGACAAGUGUUUCUCGAACUUACUCGGAAACUGACAAGGCCCAUUUACCAGCAAACAGAUUGGACAUUAUAUCAGGAAUAGGAAGUGCUCUUGCUAGUCCAGAACCUUCCUUAUUUACUAUGGCCUACCGAAUCAAAGAUUCCCCAUCUCCUUUUAAGGCCAGUCCACUGCCACCCAUUAAAGGUUCCCAACUCGAACAGGAACUGAAAUUUAAUUAUUUUGAAUUUGGGCUGGAAACAAGCGAUGCUGAAUUAGAUAAGAAGAAACAUAAGAAAUUUGACUAUUUUGAAAUUGGGCUGGAAAGUGAACCGGAAAUGGAAAGUAACCAACAGGUACAUGAACUAACAAUGCAAGAGCAUCAAAUCGACAAUAACAAAAAUAAAAAGGCAUUUGACUAUUUUGAAAUCGACAUGGGAACCAGUCAUGUUGAACCUAAAACAUCAGAUAAGAAGAAAAAUAAGAAAUUUGUUCGUUUUGAAAUUGAUAUGGAAACAAGUCAUGUUGAACAUAAAUCAUGGGAGACAGAUACUAAUCUGUACGAAGACUUACAGAGACAAGAUAGGGAUAGAGUAGAAGAUCAGUUAAAUAACUUAGAUGUAAAUGAGAAGAAUGAUUUAAAAUCUAGACCAGUAGUUGCAGAAGAGAAAACAUUGAAUUACGAAUCUGUCCAGAUGGAAAAAAACCAAUUAGCUGAAACAGAUUAUAAAAAUACAGAAGAUAUGGAAACAAGUCAUGUUGUACAUAAAUCAUGGGAGAAAGAAAAUAAUCUGUACGAAGACGUACAGAUAUACGAUAGGGAUAUAGUAGAAGAUCAGUUAAAAAACUUAGAUGUAAAUGAGGAGAAUGAUUUAAAACCUAGACCAGCAGUUGCAGAAGAGAAAACCUUGAAUCCCGAAUCUGUCCAGAUAGAAACAAACCAAUUAGCUGAAACAGAUCAUAAAGAAGAUGUGACUCAAACACUCACAAAAGUUAUAGAAAAACUGGAUGAUUUACUUAGCAUGAGUAAGUCAAAUAUCCAAGUACACCCUCCUAGAUAUCCGAAGCCACCUAAUGUUUCCAAAGGUCAAAUUAUAGUCCGAGGAACUAAGGCUUCACGAUUAAGACAGGACAAAUUACGGGUGCAAAAUGAGGUAUCAGAUGUAACACAAGAUGUUUUACCAGCAGUUGCAACAGCAGAUAAAACCCCGGAACAACGAACACUGGUAAAAUCGAGUCUACCAAGGUCUCGUACUUCUCCUCCACCAACUACAAAAAAGAAGCCUGUCCCACCACCAGCGUUAGCAGUCCGGGAGACAAAAGCUACAAAGCUAAGACGUCUAAAAAAGAUGGAAGAAGAAAGAGAAACUAAAGAGCAAAACCAAGAAGAGAAAUUGAAAGACAUGGCAUUUGAUCAAUCACUUAUAGAGUUAUUACAUAGAAAGAGAACUCCAACGCCAACAUUUAAACCAGCUCCUCCAAAACCUUAUAAAAAGCCAGGACCUGUUUCUAUCAAAGAGACCAGGGCAUCGAAAAUGCGAAAGAUUCAAGAAAAUUUAAAGAAAACCGGAAAAACAGUAGCUGCUAACGAAAUCAAGUCGCAAGAUAGGUCACAAAAGCAACCUCCUCCAACUAAUGUCAAAGAAACACUUGCUUUAAAGUCGCGUCAAGCUAGAUCCCCGGCACCAACUUUUAAACCGGCUCCUCCAAAACCUUAUAAGAAGCCAGGACCAGUAGUUGUAAAAGAGACCAGAGCAUCUAAAUUGCGUAAGAUGCCUGAAAACAUUAAGAGAGCAGACAAUAAAGUACCAAUCAAAAGCAAUAAAACAUCAGAGGUAUCGAAAAAACGACCCUCAAAAAAGCAACCUCAAGAAAAACCACUCAAGAAUGAAUUGGUGCGUUCUUUGACACCACUGACCCCUCAUAGAUUGCCUCCAAUUUCCCAGAAUGGAACCAAAAGUAUCACAGGGGAUGAGGGAGAUGCUACUCCCGUUAUUCUCAAAGAACUUCGAAAGUCUAGGAGGUUUUAUGAAGAGAACAUUGAAAACGAGGAUUUAGUGACUACACCAAUAGUAAAAUGGUCUGGCAGUAGAACUCUCCUGUGGUUAGUCGACUGUCCCAGUGAUAAUGUUUCAGAAAGCUCUAACCAAAGCACAGAUUCAAGUCCUGGCGAAUUUGACGAUGAUGUUUCAGAAAGCUCUAACCAAAGCACAGAUUCAAGUCCUGGCGAAUUUGACGAUGAUGUUUCAGAAAGCUCUUAUCAAAGCACAGAUUCAAGUCCUGGCGAAUCACACGAGGAUAUUUCAGAAAGCUCUUAUCAAAGCACAGACUCGAGUCCUGGCGAAUCCACUGAUGACGUUUCAGAAAGCUCUGAUCAAAGCACAGAUACAAGUUCUGCUCAAACAGAUGUGUGGGACGGGGAAUUUGACCCGGUAGCUAUUAAAUACUACCGAUCUUUGACCCCUGUACAUAUAGAAUGGAAGCCUCCACCUAAAAAAAGAAUUUUAAGUCCGAUCUCUAGAGUUGGAUGUGGAAAAGUCAGUAACGCUGUCAGCCCAUCCUGGAGAAUAGAAAGUCCACUCAUGACUUCCACACCUUUUCCGAGAAAAGACAAUGAAAAAGAUGAGAAGUUUCUUGAUAGAUCGGCGAGAGAUAAACUGUGUAGGAUGGAAGUAUCACGAGGGUUUAAAGUAAGAAAAGAGAUCAGAAUGGCUAUGGACGAGCAAGGAAUGCAAUGGGAGUCAGAAUUUAAGUCAGAUAUCAAAAUUACAGAAGAGACCUAUCGAGUUCAAAGAUCUGUGGAUUCCAACAAACAAAUGGUACAAAAUGAAUUAGAUGGUUUGAGAGAACGAUUAAGACAGGCUGAAGAGAAAGACAAAUUGAAAUCAAAAGACAAAUCAUUCUGUAGUAGUAAAUUCAAAACUUAUUUCAAAAGUAAGAAAGCUGGCUCAGAUGAGAAGAAAGAAAGAAAAGAGACAACGGAUGAAUAUUUUAGAAAAACUGAAGAAAAGUUUUCUAGGUAUGUAUCACCAUUUUAG